Vigna angularis (adzuki bean) is the source of this 919-nucleotide messenger RNA. RefSeq lists its product as uncharacterized. The record is from RefSeq and is a predicted model, not a curated record. The transcript has 3 exons. The coding region runs from base 149 to 919 and encodes 256 amino acids. NCBI's taxonomy places the organism in Eukaryota, Viridiplantae, Streptophyta, Magnoliopsida, Fabales, Fabaceae.
AAUUGUUCGGUCAUUAUUCGUUUUUGACUUUAAAAACGAGUUUUAGCCGUUCAAAAUCGUGAUUUCCUGGCGUUUUUCACCCUCUCCGCCGCCGCCGCCGUUGUGUUGCGUUUUUCACCCUCUCCGCCGCCGUUCCUCUUCCAGGAAUAUGGAUCGAAAUUGGAUUAAUUUACCACGUAUUAGUGCUGAGUACGAGAGAGGUGUAGAGGAAUUUAUACAAUUUGCGCAACGUAAUGAGGGGAGAACUAAUGAUGAAGUGAAGUUUAGAUGUCCUUGUGUGAACUGUUUGAAUGAGAGAAAGUUGAACGCAACUCAAAUUAGAGAACAUCUUAUAUGUGAUGGUUUUCUAAGAUGCUAUACAACAUGGAUCUGGCACGGCGAAGAAAUGGAUUUUCCCACUGACUCUCAAAGUGUAAAUGUUACUGAUUCCACCAUGGAAGAAGAUCGACCGGAUGAAGACAAAUUGGAGGACAUGAUCCGCGAUGUUGGAGCAGAAAAUUUUGCCAAAGCUCAUGUGUAUGAGACGAUGUCGACUGAUGCAGAAACACCUUUGUAUGUCGGUUCAACUAAGUUCACACGUUUGUCAGCGGUGUUAAGGCUCAUGAAUUUGAAGGCGAGCAAUGGAUGGACUGAUAAGAGUUUUACAGAACUGUUGACGUUGUUGAAUGAAAUGUUGCCAGAUGGAAAUACACUACCCACUCGUAAUUAUGAUGGUUGCAUGAUAGUGGAGACGAAGGAGGCGAACUUUGGUGCUCCAGUGAUAGCGGCGCCUGGUGACGCAACGAAGGCUGAUGGACAAACCCGAUUUGGGGGUUCUCUCUGCUUCGAAUGCACGCUGGAUUUGAACCAGUCAAAGAAAGGGUACAAAAUGAUGGUUCCAGUGAAAAAUCUAAUUCUAGUUCUCCUAGAGAUGUUUUAG